This is a messenger RNA of Dendroctonus ponderosae (mountain pine beetle), 1880 nucleotides long. Its product is annotated as juvenile hormone esterase-like. The transcript is spliced from 9 exons. Bases 115 to 1710 code for a protein of 531 amino acids. NCBI's taxonomy places the organism in Eukaryota, Metazoa, Arthropoda, Insecta, Coleoptera, Curculionidae. The record is from RefSeq and is a predicted model, not a curated record.
AACUGUAAUUAUCAAAUGUGCCCGUUAUCAUUCUCGAGUGUUGUUUGGUGCUCUUAUCUAAGGAAUACAUAAGUUCGGCGUUGAUAAUUGAUCCAGUUAGUUCAGUGGUUGAAAAUGUCAGGACCGACUGUCGCAGUGAAACAGGGCACCAUCCUUGGCACCACUGGAGUUAAUCUCAAUGGCGAGGAAUUCUACAAAUUUUUGGGCAUUCCCUAUGCAAAACCGCCCAUUGGACCGUUGCGCUUUAAGGCACCCGAACCAAGUGAACCAUGGGUGGGUACCCGGAGCUGCACCCAAGAUGGCAGCCCCUGCCUUAAUAUGCAUCCCGUUACGAAAAAACCUAUAGGUUCCGAAGACUGUUUAUUUCUCAACGUGCACACCCGAUCACUUCCCAAGCACCCGGUUUCACUGAAGCCAGUGAUGGUUUUUAUUCACGGUGGCGCCUUUACGUUGGGUUCGGGAACCCAGCAGAUGUGCGACUCAAAAUUCCUGCUCACCAAAGACAUCGUCCUGGUUUCUAUGAACUAUCGGCUGGGAGUAUUCGGCUUUCUCAGUCUGGAGGAUAACAUGUUGGAUGUGCCUGGAAACGCCGGCUUGAAGGACCAAACGAUGGCACUGAGAUGGGUGCAAGAGAACAUCGCUUGCUUCAACGGCGAUCCCGGAAAUGUAACCAUAUUUGGCAUCAGCGCUGGAGGGGCUUCGGUACAGUUCCAAAUAGUGUCGCCUACUGCAAAGGGGCUGUUUCACAAAGCGAUAGCGCAAAGCGGCUCAGUGCUCAAUCCGUGGGCUUGGGGCCAACGAAACGGCCUCCAAUUGGCUGAAAAGCUGGGCAAAAAGGUGACCAGUGAGAAAGAGGCUUUGAUCCUGCUUAGGGGCCUUUCCGAUGUUCAACUUUACGAGACCAGCCUACUACUAACAGACGAUUUUAUGAACAUGGCAGUCCGCAGGCCGUUUGGUCCGAUUAUUGAAAAACCGAAUCCAACAGCGUUUUUAUGCGAAGAUCCUGCUCUUAUUCUUGCCACUGGCCGAUACAACCAAGUACCUCAGAUUCUCGGAGCGUGUUCCAACGAGGGUCUGAUUUACGAGUUUUCAACUUUCUUUCGUGUGUCCGCGGAUUUUCAACCGGAAAAGCAGAUUAUUCCUUGGAACGUCAAACUGGCCGCAGAAAGUAAAACUUUAUGGCAGAAAAGGCUCAGUCAACUCUACUACAAAGACGGCGUUAAAAAAUCGGGAGUGUUUGAGCAAAUUGGCGAUGUGGGCUUCUACGUGGGAGUGACGGAGUCGACAAAGUUGGCUCUGAAAAACGCCAAACAACCGAUUUACUUGUACAAGUUUUCCUAUCAAGCUGACAUGGUGAAGCAAUUGUAUAAGUUAAUGCGACUUCCAGAAUCCACAGCAGGAGUGGCUCAUGGUAUGGAUGGUAACUUCCUAUUUCCCUGCCGCUGGAUUCCAGGAGUUGAACUGGAAGUGAAUGCAGAGGACGCGAAAGCCAUCCAAUCAGUGGUGGAAAUCUGGACGAACUUUGCCUACACAGGAAAUCCGCAUACCCAAUGGGAGCCUGUGACUGAUCUCGAAAAUCUGAAGUAUCUAGAUAUCGACAAGGAGACCCAAAUGCGUAACCAACUGUUGAAAGAGAGACUUGACGUUUGGGCAAAUCUGACUCAAAACACUGGAUUUUCGUUAACAGCACUGGAUACUCCCGCCAAAUAAUUUCAAAUAUUCACACUCACUGUACAGGGUGUUUCCUCAUAAGACACCCUCCUUAGAUCAUUUAUUUCAAAAAAUGAAAAAAAGUGGUAAAUGCUAAAGUUGUUCAUUAUUACGUAACUCUAACUUUUAAAAUCUUUUGUUAAUAUAAAAAUGAAAAGAUAUGAAAACAG